AUGGCGCCACCACUUGCUACUGACGCUAAGCGCCUCCGCACCAUGGUUAUCGCGCUGCCUGUGCUUAUUGUCACGUCCGCCAUCUUGUACAGGCGAACGUUUAUGGGCGAGAAGCAGCGACUCCUCCCCCGCCCCAAUGAUGUCCUCGACCAGCAGCGGAACGAGGACAGCUUCCUACAUGGCCGCACCUCGAUGGGUGGUGCUCCGUGGAUCCGGCCGGGUAGCGACCAGCAGCCGAGGUGA
This is a messenger RNA of Cutaneotrichosporon cavernicola, 243 nucleotides long. RefSeq lists its product as uncharacterized. Bases 1 to 243 code for a protein of 80 amino acids. Lineage: Eukaryota; Fungi; Basidiomycota; Tremellomycetes; Trichosporonales; Trichosporonaceae. The record is from RefSeq and is a predicted model, not a curated record. The transcript has 3 exons.